Molecule: messenger RNA, 1039 nt
Organism: Morus notabilis
Lineage: Eukaryota; Viridiplantae; Streptophyta; Magnoliopsida; Rosales; Moraceae
Product: probable polyamine transporter At3g19553
Exons: 2
Biological process (GO): transmembrane transport
Cellular component (GO): membrane
Molecular function (GO): transmembrane transporter activity
Source: RefSeq, a predicted model, not a curated record
GCUGCAAUGUCAAACAUGGGGUUGUUUGAAGCAGAAAUGAGUGGUGAUGCUUUUCAGCUUCUCGGGAUGAGUGAGAUGGGAAUGCUUCCUGCUAUCUUUGCUUCAAGGUCGAAGCACGGGACGCCCACCAUUAGCAUUUUGCUUUCCGCUACCGGAGUCAUCUUCCUAUCUUGGAUGAGUUUUCAAGAGAUAUUGGAAUUUCUGAACUUCUUAUACUCCAUUGGAAUGCUACUCGAGUUUGCAGCUUUUAUAAAACUGAGAAUCAAGAAGCCAGACCUUCACAGACCUUACAAAGUGCCCUUCCAAACAUUUGGGGCAAUCAUGCUUUGUGUGCCUCCUGCAUUGUUGCUUGUUCUUGUCAUGUGUUUGGCUUCUUUGAGGACAUUCUUUGCGAGUGGUGCAGUAAUUAUUGUGGGGCUUUUAUUGUACCGCAUUUUAGUUCUUGUAAAGGAUAGGAACUUGAUGCAAUUUUGUUCCGAACAACCUGCUGUGGAAAGCCACUCAGUUGUGUCACAACAACUCCAAGAAGUUGCAGACGAGGCUGCGAUCGGCCUUCUCUCGGACUUGUCUGCUAAGACGGAAGAAGAAUCCUCAGAAAUCCGCUUUGAAGGCGUCCUGAAAGUCGAUUAAAGUGGUCCGUUUUAACUAUUGAAUUAUAACUAUAUUGAUGGCUAACUCUCCACAUAAUCAGGUUCACCGCUAUGGAGAACCACAUUACUAAUUCUUUGGCUUGUUCACCAUAUUUCUUUUUACAUAUGGAGUUUGCAAAGACUGGAGUAGAUAACCCAGAACUCUGCAUACAAAAACUAUGUUUAUUAUGUUGGCAGACGCAGAGCACAAAGUUUCAAACGUGAACCUUUGCGUGGUGUCAUUUAAAAAACUAACUUUUCCAAAAAUACUUUCUUCUUAAUGAGCAAACCAGACUGGAAAAGGAAAAAAAAUAGCAUAAAAAGGCCUAUAGAGCGGGAUGGAAAGGCCUUUUGACAUGACUUGGUUCUACUUUGCUUGCUACCACAAUUCUUUGUAUUACACGUCUUAA